Molecule: messenger RNA, 557 nt
Organism: Nicotiana tabacum (common tobacco)
Lineage: Eukaryota; Viridiplantae; Streptophyta; Magnoliopsida; Solanales; Solanaceae
Source: RefSeq, a predicted model, not a curated record
GCGAAAAUAGGGCAGAAAAAAGCUUAACGACGUUGAACGUUUCCACCAGGCAACUACUUUUCAAAAGUUUCUCCUUAGCUUUUGUUUUUUACAAAGAAGAAGAUCAUUAUUGUUGGGACUUUUCCUCUAUUCCGAUUAAUCACUUCAUCGCAUUGUUGGUGUUUGACAAUAUAAUGGCACUGAAGUACAUAGUUGGUUCUGUGGUUGCAUCCUUUGCAUUUGCAUACGUUUGUGACACUGCUACUUCUGACCAUAAGUUGUUUGGAGGUACUGCUCCAAAGACCGUUGCUACCGAUGAAUGGUGGAAAGAGACGGACAAAAAAUUCCAGGCGUGGCCUCGUACUGCUGGUCCUCCCGUGGUUAUGAACCCCAUCAGACGCCAAAAUUAUAUUGUCAAAUCUUGACUCAGAUUCAUCUCAUCACCUCAUGUCUUUGUUCUGCUGCUACAUUUGCCAUUUUUCUAGUCAUUAUCAUAGUUUAAUGUUUCUUCAGUUUGUUUCUGUUUCCCAUGGGUACAAACAUCAUCUGCUGGGCUAAUAUGAGUAAUUGCUUAUGUU